UCUCGCUUCAGCAAACAAAAACCUCUCUUCUCUCUUUCUAUUUCUUCUUCUGAUUCCACUUCGAGAUUUUUGGAUUUUUUUUUUCUGGUCUGAAGUUAUUCGCCAUUGCCUGAAAAUGAAUCCUCAGGCGUAUGUCCGGUGAUGAUCGCUUUCGAUCUAGGAUGUUCUUCUUCGUUGCCAUGGCUUUGUUCUGAGGUGUUCGUUUUCCUUCGUUUUUAGCUUAUUAUUAUUAUUAUAAUAAUAAUUAUUAUUUUUAAUUUUUUCUGUUUGGUUUCCGAGAAAAUUCAACCACCGCGAAACUGCGAACCGAUUUACUUCCUCUCUCUCGAUUUGGAUGUAGCAGGUGCUCUCACUACUCCCAGCGCGACUCUGUUGAGUUGAGUUUCGGUGAUUUUGAGUUGCUUUGUGAUUAUUUUUUCUCGGCAACCAAACAAGAGGAUUGAAAAUUUGCAGUGAUAUUAAAGUAUUUGUUAAAGUGAAGAUAGAAACGGUUGUUGUUGUUGUGAUGUGAUUUUUUAGUUUGUGUACUGAUUAUAAUUUUUCCCUCUCUUUUUGCUUUCCGCGUUUUAAAGGUUUUGGCGCUGUCGAGUGCGUCUAGGUGAGGAUUCUGAUUAAGGAAAUUUUCUUUUACUCAUUCGGAGAAGCGUCUAUAUCUGUUGCGGUUGAUUCUUGAAAUUUUUUGAUUUGUUUUUUCUUUUCCUCUUCAUCUUCUAUGUAUUAUUUUACAUGUUGCAUGUGAAUUGGAAUGCUUAGUAGAGGGAUCUCUUCCUAUUGUUCUUGCUUUGUUUCUUUUGCAGUAGCAUCAUUUUUCCUUCAGCUUCAGCUCACUUCCAUCACGACGGCUUUAUUAUAUACUGUGUUUCGUGUCAUAAAAAAUGAAAGGAGGUAUUCCUUGUAUCCACUCCUAGUCAGGGAAGAUCUGAAGCAGCGCUAGCUGCUUACGCCCUCUAAUGGACGCAUAUUCUUGUGGGGAAGAAGUGGUUAUUAAGACAAGAAAACCGUAUACAAUCUCAAAGCAAAGAGAACGAUGGACAGAGGAGGAGCAUAAUAGGUUUCUAGAAGCUUUGAAGCUACAUGGGCGAGCAUGGCAACGCAUAGAAGAGCAUAUAGGAACAAAGACCGCUGUUCAAAUCAGGAGCCAUGCACAGAAGUUCUUUACAAAGUUGGAGAAAGAGGCCCUUGUAAAGGGUGUUCCGAUCAGACAAGCUGUUGACAUAGACAUUCCCCCUCCACGGCCCAAAAGAAAACCAAGCAAUCCUUACCCUCGGAAGACCAGUGUUGGUAGCGCAACAUUACAUAGUGGAGCAAAGGAUGGAAAACUCAAUUCAUUUGAAUAUUCACAUGAUAAGCAAGCACUGGACUUGGAAAAAGAACCACUUCCAGAGAAAAAUGAUUUAGACGAAGGGCCAACAACUUUAAAAGAAAAUAAGGAUGAGAACCGCUCAAAAGUAUUUACUGUUCUCCAGGAGGUACCCUGUUCCUCUGUAUCUUCAGCAAACAAGAGUUCAAUAUCAAUGUCAGUGCCACUGGGAAAUUCAUGCGCCUUAAAGGAGAUUACACCUUCAGUGAAUGAGGUAAUAGCAGAUGAAAUAAAUGAAUCUUUUGUCACUAUUGAACUUGAAAAUCGGAAGUUGGAGAUCAAUAUUGGAAAACAGACUAAUAGCACUAGUAAAGACUCCAAUUUGGAGAAUUCUGAUGCCUCACAAGUGACAUUGGUUCAAAAUGAGAAAACAGGUGGUCUUAAUUGCGCAUCAACAAUAGAUAGGACGCAAGGCAAUCAGAAUUACCCUAGACAUGUUACUGUGCACGUUGUUGAUGGGAACGGAACAAGUACUCAAAAUCCAUUCCAAGAUAUGUUGUUUGGAGACUCCACAUUUCAGCCAAUAGGAGGGGUUAACGGGCUACCUAAUCUUCUCACCAAUUCGGAUGCAUCAAACGCAAGUGAAAGCCAAGGCAACACAUCACGAUCUUCUAUUCAUCAAUCAUUUCUUCCUUAUCCUCCCUUAACACAACACAACCAAGAUGAUUGUCAAUCAUUUCUUCACAUGUCCUCCACAUUUUCAAGUCUUGUUGUCUCAACCUUGCUGCAAAAUCCAGCAGCCCAUGCUGCAGCAAGUUUUGCUGCUUCAUUUUGGCCCUAUGGAAACCCAGAUACUUCAGCAGAUUCUCCUAGGUGUUCUCAAGGAGGUUUUCCAUCUAGACAAAUUGGCUCCCCUCCAAGUCUGGCAGCUAUUGCAGCUGCUACUGUAGCUGCUGCAACUGCUUGGUGGGCAGCUCAUGGGUUGCUUCCUUUGUGUGCUCCUCUCCAUACUGCUUUUGCCUGUCCUCCAGCAUCAAUGACUGCAUUUCCAUCAAUGAAUGCUGGUGAAACACCGGCACUGAAUACACACCAAGAAAAUAUUACACUACAAAAUCCUCAUAUGCAAGAUCAGGUACUGGAUGCAGAAUACUCGGAAGCUCAACAAGCUCAACAUCCAGCUUCUAAGUCACCAGCUGUUACUUCAUCAGAUUCUGAGAAUGGAGAUGCCAAGUUAAAUACUUCAUCAAAGGCUACCACUGAUCACGAGAUGAACAAAGCAAUUUCCGAGCACCCUGAUUCCAACCAAACGAAGGGCAGGAAACAGGUUGACCGUUCCUCAUGUGGUUCCAACACAACCUCUAGCAGCGAAGUGGAGACUGAUGCAUUAGAGAAGAAUGAGAAAGGGAAUGAAGAGCUUGAAACACCUGAUGCUAGCCAUUUAGCUAUUGAGUCUAGUAAUCGCCGAACUAGAAGUAUUAGCAACCUUACCGAUUCUUGGAAGGAGGUUUCUGAAGAGGGGAGACUGGCCUUUCAGGCUCUAUUCUCCAGAGAGGUGUUGCCUCAAAGCUUUUCACCUCCUAAUGAUUUGGAAAAUAAGGAUCAUCAAAUGGAAGACAUCAAAGAUAACAAGCAAAACACAGAUGACAAAGAUGAAGACCUUGACAGCAAGAGAAGCAGUUCUAAUUGUGAAGGAAUGCAUAAAAACAUACCAUUUGUAGAAAAUAACGGGGGACUGCUAACCAUAGGGCUUGGACAAGGAAAGCUUAUGACUCGUCGAACAGGCUUUAAACCUUACAAAAGAUGUUCCGUGGAGGCCAAGGAAAACAGGCUUGGAACGACCAGUAACCAAGGUGAAGAGAAAGGUUCUAAGAGAAUACGCUUGGACGGGGAAGCUUCGACUUGAGGUUUCAUAUAUGCAUGCAAUCGCACAGAGGAAACCUUUGGAUUUUGCGUGUCAUUUCUUAAUCCCUAUAUUGUUUAUUUCUAAUACUGCAGCUCACGAAACUUGUGCAGAUGUGUGUACUAUAUUAAAUUAUUAUAUAUGCUCUUUUGCCAUC
Gastrolobium bilobum is the source of this 3357-nucleotide messenger RNA. RefSeq names its product protein LATE ELONGATED HYPOCOTYL-like. Gene Ontology annotation, molecular function: DNA binding. Bases 951 to 3203 code for a protein of 750 amino acids. The record is from RefSeq and is a predicted model, not a curated record. The transcript has 6 exons. Lineage: Eukaryota; Viridiplantae; Streptophyta; Magnoliopsida; Fabales; Fabaceae.